Molecule: messenger RNA, 1443 nt
Organism: Fusarium coffeatum
Lineage: Eukaryota; Fungi; Ascomycota; Sordariomycetes; Hypocreales; Nectriaceae
Exons: 1
Coding region: 1-1443 (480 amino acids)
Source: RefSeq, a predicted model, not a curated record
AUGAAUAUCACCACAAGGCCUCGAGUUCCCAACAGUAAUUCAGGACAUGAUGAUUCACGAAACCAACCAUCCAGCUCUUCAGACACUGGACACAAUACUGCAUAUGGAUACACUGGCCAGCAAGAAGAUUGGCGGGAAGGACCCAAAGAACCGAGAUUCAUCGUCAAUGCUCACACACCUAUCAUACACCAACCACAGCCGACCCGGAAGACACGAUCCCCCAUGCUAGACGUUGAAUCUCCUGGGACCGAGGAAAACAUGAGCACUACCGCAGUUCUAGGCGCUCCAAGACGCCCUAACGCACGUAUCACAUCUGAAGAUAUAAAAUGGAGCCUGUGGCUUAAUCCCAGUGCAGAAACAGCAACAAAAGAGCCAUGUCAAAUGAAGGAAGCAGACCAUCCCUCAAGGCCUGUCACUCCUGGUAUCAGCCACUUUUGGAACUCGUCAGAAGACCACGCAAAGACGUCGAAUUCACUGCGGAUCGAAGCUUUACAACAGAGAUCUUCAAGCAUUUUCGCCAAACCACAAUUACAAUCAUCAGAAUCUGGCCUGUGCAUACUUGCAUCAGACAGUGUUCAGGAAGAGAUAUCGCAUCCUGGUCCUGAGCUCCCGCGAAUGCAGGCAGUAGGCCCCUUGCCGAGUGUGUCGACUGAAGUAGAGACUCGCAGUUUAUCGGGAAGCCCGAGCCAUGGUAUAAGCGAGUCUUUUACAAAGCCCCAAAGUGAUCCAGUUCUUCCAGUACGGAUGAAUCCACGAAUGACUCACAAGGCCCAGGAUCUAUUGGAUCUCUUGACGGAAAACGAAGAAAGACAUGGAGCGUCAAUUGAAAAGCGAGUUGAUUCAGAGACAAUGACAGAUGCUGAAGACGAGGACGAGAUUUGGAAAAGGUUCGUUUUCGACGACGAUCCUGCCGAGACCAAACGUAAAGCCUGUGAGGAGGCUACUGAACAAACGAAACGUGAUCUGGGUCUAGGAAAGACGAAGACUCUGUGUGCCAUUGAAGACCCAUUACUUCCUUCGAGCUCGGCAGCACCGCAAAGCGAUGUCGCAGAACCCCCUUCAGAAUCACGAGACCUAUUAGCUAAUAACAUCACGCUUGAUAUGACGAGCGAUCAGAUAGAAGAACUGUUGGACGCAGAUCAAGACCCAGAGUUGGAAGAAGAUCCAUCUUCGGAGGCUGCCGCAAGAACAGAUAUUACAGACACUAUCGACUCGACCACGGCGCAGCCGUCCUCACCCCAGCCGCCGCAGGCCGAAUUCAAAUUCCACCAGCCGCAACUCUUCACCGGAAGACUAGCUGGUGAAGUAUCCUCUCAUACACCACCCGUUUCCUUGUAUGCUCCACCAAAAUCGGGCAGACGAUUGAGGAAGCACCGGGAUAAGGGACGGCCUGAUUUCCGCGCCAUGCCUAACUAUGAAGAUGACCCAAUUGAGGAAGACUAA